This is a messenger RNA of Pneumocystis murina B123, 4334 nucleotides long. RefSeq lists its product as hypothetical. Gene Ontology annotation, cellular component: transcription factor TFIIIC complex. The record is from RefSeq and is a predicted model, not a curated record. Lineage: Eukaryota; Fungi; Ascomycota; Pneumocystomycetes; Pneumocystales; Pneumocystaceae. Gene Ontology annotation, biological process: transcription initiation at RNA polymerase III promoter; 5S class rRNA transcription by RNA polymerase III. Bases 432 to 4334 code for a protein of 1300 amino acids. The transcript has 14 exons. Gene Ontology annotation, molecular function: DNA binding.
UUACAAACAUCUAAUCGGCUUGAGGGUUUUGUUUUAUCGUCUUAAAAAAAACCAAGUUAUUUAUGGUUUAUUAUGGACGAUCUUUUAGUUUAUUCAGUAGAACAAGUGGCUUUUGAAGGGAAUAAAGGUAUAUUAUUUUGCCUGAAAGAAGGGCUGAAUUUCAAUAUUCUAAAAAUAUAUAUAUUAUUUUUGUUUUUUUUUAUUAAAAAAUCUUUAAAUAUAUAAACAUAAAAUAUUUAUAAAGAAUAUUAAGUUUAGUAGGUUGCAACCUUUCAAGAUUAUGGGAAAUUAUAGAAGAGUUUUAUAAUAUACACUUUAGUUCUUCUGUUUAUUGUAUUGAUGAUGAUUUUAAGAGUUAUUUUUGGGGAUUUUUCGUUUCGUUGCCUGAAAUAGUGCUUAAUGAGGUUCAUGAGAAGUCUACAUCAUCAAACAUGAUAUUAAAAAUUAUUAAAACGAAAGAAGUCGAUUUGAAAUUAUUGAAAAAACGUUAUAAUGAUAAUUUAAGAAUUUCAGUAAUACUUGAAAAACAAUUUUUAGUUCUUACUGGCAAAGAGCUUGAUGAAGAAAAUAAGUAUGUUGCAAGAUAUUUUGAUCUUCUCUCUAUAAUAUCUAAACAUAAGGGAAAAGGAAUUAAUCAAAUUGAUCUUGCUAAACAAUUAAAUAUUGAUUCUCGUAGUUUACCUUCUCGUAUAAAUCCAUUAAUUGAAAAAGGACUUAUUAUAAGGCUUCCUAUUAUUAUUUCCAAAGCUCAGACAUUUUUAUUGAUCCAUAGUCAUUAUGCUAAUGAUUCUUUAAAAAGAAAUCAGAAUAAUUCUCAAGGUUCUGAAGAUAUAGAUAAUAUUGUAGAUAUAAAUUACUUAAGGAUAUGUAUUACUGAUUUGCUUUCUAAAGCUGAAAACAAUGUUAUGCGAUAUGUUGAUCUUAAGCGUCUUUGUAAAAUUAAUAAUAAAUUGUUUCGUCGUGGAUUUUCCAAACAGAUAAGAUCUAUGGAGCAAUUAGGAUUUCUGGAAAGAUGUAGGGUUGCAAAUAAUAAGGGAUAUUCUAAAUGUGUAAAAUUAAUUAAACCUUAUAAUAUAGAUAUUGUGAAAGAAGAAAGCCAAGUUAAUAUAGAUAGUGAUGAUGACAGCAAUAGUUCUUCAGAUAAUGAUGAUAAUAAAGAAGAAAUUUUUUUUGAUUUAAUAAAACCUGUUAUUACAAUUUCACGUGAUUUAACAAUUGAAUUUCUUCUUUUUCAAGAAAUAAAAAAUAGUGGAAAAAGUGGAAUUUCUGGACCUGAUCUUAAGAAACGAAUUGUAGGAGAUCAAUGGUCGCGACCACUACAGCUUAUUUUAGAUAAAUUAUCUUUAGUUCCAGAAAAGUCGUUGAAUUUAAAUAAUAUACAGCCAAAACAUUUAUCUUAUUUUACAAUUUAUAGGGAGCAAGAAUUUGUUGGUCGAAUAAAUCAAUAUCGCUAUUUGUCAUCUUUAAGUUAUCAGACUUUUUGCUUGGAAAAUAAUAUAACUAAUAGAACAAAACUUAAUGAUUUGAAUGUAAUAUUUCCUAUAUACGAUGAAUUUAAGCUUUAUUCAUAUGAUGAAAAUCCGAAUAUUUCUGAUAGAAAUAUUAAAAAUAAACAUAUAAAAUUAGAAAAAACUAAAAAAUAUUCAGAUGAUAUAAUUAAGAGCUUUGAAGAGGGGAAAUCGUUUAAGAAUUUUCAUAUUAAGAAUGAUAUGUCUCAAAAUUCUUUACAUGUUGACUCCAUAGAAAAAGAGACAGAAGAUAAAUUAGUUGAUUCUGAUUUUGCAGGCUCAAAAAUAAGAUCUAAAAGGACAAAUUCUGAAGAAAAGACUCAAGAAAUAUUUCCACAUAAAAGAUUAAAGAAAAUAUCUAUCAAGUGCCCAACUAAUACUCCUACAAAUUCAUCUCCCGUUUUAAACACGAGUGAUACUUUAGAUGAUUCUAAGACUCCACGUUUUGCAUUUAUAAUGAAAAAUCAUGAUUCUCCGACUCCUACUCCAAUUUCUACGUUUUUACAUGAAACUUCUACCGAUCCUUUAGAGAAAUUGACUUUUCAAAAACAUAUAGAUAAAAACGAUUUUAAUGGAAGUCUGGAUUAUGGGAUUAAUAAAAUCGAUGUUUCUAUUCCUAAAGAAAAUUCCAUUUCGAAUAAUAAUACUGCUAAUAACAAGAAAUCUGAAUUAGCCUUUUCAAAAUAUGAUUCACGAAUAAGUCUUGCUUAUGUUCGUAGACAAAAUUUAAUAUUAGAAAUACUUCAUAAAAAUGGUGGAAUCUUGCAGGGAGGAAAAUAUUUAAAUGACCAAUAUAAUUUAGCAUUUAGAAGUAAAACACGUUCUUCUUCAGAUCAUGAAAUUGAUCGAAAAACAAUGGAAAAAACUCUUGAGUCUUUAAAAAGAACUGGAAAAAUUCAUCAUAUUUGUGUAGCUUAUACAAAUGCUAAAGGUACCAACAAUAUGUUUUGGAUUGUCGCAGAUGCAAAAUAUGAUAUUGAUGGUAUUGAAAUUAACAAUUUUAAAAAUAGAAUUUUAAAAGAACGUUCAAUAAAAACUAAGACAUAUAGGCCUUUGCCAUUGAAAAUAGAGAAUUUGGUUGUUGAUUUUCCUGCAAAACUCAAAAGGAAAGGUCUUUCAUUUACUGAUAGCUCUAAGUCUGCGGAAUCAAAUCAUAUUCAAUAUAAGCAUGCCUCUGAAAAUCACGUUUCGCAAGAACAUGAAUUAAUAUCUCAGAGUGCUUCUAUAAUUAAUAAUCAAUCUCUCUCAUCUAUAGUUUCUGAAACAAAAACAUCUUUUGUUUCUACUUUUAUAAAUGAUAAUAAGUUGGUAUUACAGAAGCCAGAUACAAAAGCAAAAACGAAGUCUGAACCUGAUAGAAAAUUACAGCUUCGUAAAAAAUUAUUAAAUUAUAAUACUGCAGAUAUUUUUCCAUUUAUUGGAAAACAUCGUUUUUUAAGUAAAAACAAUUUGGAUGAUAGAUUUAAUGAAAUAAAUGAUUAUCAAAGGAUUUGCAAGAAUGCCCCGAUACGGAGGAAAAAUAAUUUUACUUUAAACGAUGAUGAUAUUUUAGUUAGAGCGAUUUUUCUUAGUAAAUGGGCAUAUGGUGGAAAUUCUGGGUUCAUUGAUUGGGAACUCAUUAAGAAAGUUUUACCCCAUUAUUCUGAGGCAGAAAUAAAGUCACGGUUUAGUACGCUUCGCUCAAAAAAUUACAUUAAAGAAAUAGGCAACUUCUUUGCUAGCUUUUGGGAAUCACAUUAUCAAAAUGCUAUAGAAAACGAAAUUCUUUCACCUAUUUCACCUGUAUCGAAUUAUUCCGAUAUAUUAACACUUGUAGAAUAUUCUAAAACCCUUGAUAUUUUAGAAAAUUAUGAUAAUAUUGAGCUUCCUGAUACUAUUGAGGAGAUUACCGCGAAUUAUAUUAUUAAGAAUGUAAAUAAAACAAAUGAUAUACGCCAUAAUUUUUUUGACGCAUCUCUUUCUUUAAAUGCUAGAGAAAUUAUAUUAUAUGAAACUGCAUUUUCUUAUUCUGAUACAGAUAAUUUUUUUCAAAAUCAAGAUGAAAUUAAAUCUAUAAUAAAAUCAAUACUUAUAACUCCAGAAGAAAAUUAUGAUUCAGAAGUUGCCAAAAAAUUAUUAGAAUCCUAUGAAGAAGAUCAUAUAGAAUCUGUAUUACAAGAGUUAAUUCAAGAAAAACUUAUAGUACGAUCAAAAUCUGAAUUAAAUAGAAUUUUACCUGGAAGAAAUUAUAGGUUUUCUGAUAAAUUUUUACUUACUUUUAAAACAUGUUUUCCUGAUUUUUUGUUUUCCCAAGCUGUUGAGUUUUAUACACAAAUUACACAAGAGUUUCAAAAGAAUAAUACUGUUACAUUAUCUGAAUUUAUUAAUAGCGGUUCUAUGGCUUGCGUAUUAGAUCUUGUUGCACAUAAUUAUGUUACACUUUCUAUAGAAAAUGUUUUAGAUGUUUUUUCAAGUCAUAUUCAUCAUUAUAAUACUCAAAAUUGGGAAGAUUAUAUUAUAGAUUUCUCUGUUGUUGCUCAGUUAAAAGAUAUUUCAUAUAUUUCACUUGACAAAUCUAUAAAAUAUGAAAGUUCUUUAAAGAAUUAUGUUUGGGUAGAUAUUUCAGGAAAUAUAUUAAAAAGCGUAUACGAUCAAUAUCUCCAAACUAUAUUAAGUUUGAUUAUACAGCGUCCAGGAAUAAAUUUAUCUGAAUUGGCAUGUAUCCUUCAUCCUGCUGUGGAUAUUCAAGAAAUUAAAAUUAUUAUUUCUUCUUUAAUGCCGAAAAUUAUAAAUAACAAUGAAGGGGCUCUAUAUGUAAAACAAUUGUAUUAUAAAUGUAUAAUAUAA